Messenger RNA from Linum tenue, 4608 nucleotides. The record is from the annotation of a GenBank genome assembly. NCBI's taxonomy places the organism in Eukaryota, Viridiplantae, Streptophyta, Magnoliopsida, Malpighiales, Linaceae.
AUGGAAAACAACAAAACGAUCAGGCCCGUUGAACCAAUCGGCCCACCGCAGACGCGACAGAUGCAGCCCAUCGAAUCAUCCACCGUCCACCGCUCCAGAAAUUCUGGAUCCACUCCUCUCCGGCGGCGGCGUGACUAUCAAGAACCAGAGAUGAAGCAUUUCAUGCUUCCCAGGAACCCGGUCUUGCGGGAAGCUACUAGCAACGAGGCUCCCAUUCCUCCUCCGUCGCCGGCUUCUCUGAAAUCGAAGCCUCUUUCAGCUUCUCCUUCACCGUCAAUUCCUCCUCGGCGCCACAAGCUACUCAAGGAGAAUGCUCCGCCGCCGCCGCCGUCAGAUCUCAAUUCCGAUCUCAAGCAGCAGCCGUCUCCUUCUCCCUCUCCGGCUUCUAAGAUCAGGAGCCCCCUCCCGCCCAAGCCUCCUUCAUCUAAUCCGUUGAAGCGGAAGCUGAUCAUGGACGGUGUUCAGGAUCCCUCGCCUUCCGAUUCCGGAGUUCAGGUGAUUGUUAGAAUGCGUCCAUUAAGUAAGGAUGAGGAAGGAGAAUCGACAGUCCAGAAAAUUUCUCAUGAAUCCCUCAGCAUCAAUGGACACAACUUCACCUUCGAUUCUGUUGCCGAUAUAGAGGCAACACAGCAAGACAUUUUCAAGCUUAUAGGAGCCCCUCUCGUUGAGAAUUGUCUAGCUGGAUUUAACAGUUCAGUAUUCGCCUAUGGACAGACUGGGAGUGGAAAGACAUACACUAUCUGGGGUCCUUCUAACGUCUUGUCAGAAGUUGGCUCCUCAAGUGAUCAACAAGGUUUAACCCCUCGUGUCUUCGAACGGCUCUUUGCACGCAUAAAUGAGGCAAGUCAUUCUUGUUGCUCGAUAUUGUUGCUAUCUUCUGUAAAUAAUUUUCAGUUUGUAACCUCAGUAUUUCCAAUGCAGGAGCAAAUCAAGCAUUCCGACAGGCAACUCAAGUAUCUGUGCCGGUGCUCUUUUCUAGAGAUUUAUAAUGAACAAAUUACUGACUUGUUGGACCCAACUCAAAGAAACCUCCAGAUAAGAGAAGAUGUAAAGUCUGGUUUAUAUGUUGAAAAUCUGACAGAGGAGCAUGUUUUCACAUUGAGAGAUGUAACUCGGCUACUGAUAAAGGGAUUAUCCAAUAGGAGAACCGGUGCAACCAGUGUUAAUGCAGAAAGUUCCCGCUCGCACAGUGUCUUUACCUGCAUUGUUGAAUCACGAUGCAAGAGCAUGGCCGAUGGCAAAAGCAGCUUAAAAACUAGUAGAAUAAAUCUUGUUGAUCUUGCUGGGUCAGAGAGGCAGAAAUUAACUGGGGCUGCUGGGGACCGACUGAAGGAAGCUGGAAAUAUUAAUCGAUCUCUCUCACAGCUUGGAAACUUGAUAAAUAUACUAGCUGAAGUGUCACAGACAGGAAAACAGAGGCAUAUACCUUACAGAGACUCCAAGUUGACUUUCCUGUUGCAGGAAUCACUUGGAGGCAAUGCAAAAUUAGCAAUGGUUUGUGCUGUUUCACCUGCACAAAGCUGUAAGAGUGAGACUUUUAGCACUUUGAGAUUUGCACAGCGUGCAAAGGCAAUAAAGAACAAAGCUGUUGUCAAUGAAGAAAUGGAGGAUGAUGUAAAUCAUUUGAGAGAAGUGAUACGACAGCUAAGGGAUGAGCUCCACCGGGUGAAAGCAAACAAUACCAACCAAACAGGUUGGGAUCCCCACAAAAGCCUAAAUAUAUUGAAAAGCCUCAUGCAUCCACACUCCCUGCUACCUAAAAUGGACGAGGAUAGUGAUGAGGAAAUGGAAAUCGAUGAAGAAGCUGUUGAAAUGUUAUGUGCAGCAGUCUCUGAAUAUCAGCCUAUCUGUACCAGCAGAUGUGCAAUAGAAGAUGUUGAUAUGGAAGAAGGCACAUCUGAACAAGUUGAGGAUGGGAGUAUUUCUGUUGGAGACUGUACUGAUCCUACUGCUAGUACAACUCCAGGUAAAUGCAGUGUUCACUUGCACUCCCACUGCUUAGGCUUUGCUGAGUUAUCAAAAGUAGGUUUGCUUAUUGGCUUUAUUGGUGUACUUGAUGCAGAUACAAAUGAUAAGGCAGCUGACCACACUCCAAGUGAAGUCACCUCUGAUUCUCAACUCGGAGUCUCAACUGGAGCUGUGCUUCUCAAGUCACCUACUCCAAGUGUUUCACCCAAAAUCACUCGCAGCAGGAAGAGUCUGAAGACUUCAUGCACGUUGACUGCUUCUCAGAAAGCAUCUAUUGAUGGUCGAGAGUCAGACCAGGAGAAGUCAUUGGCUGUUGCAAAACCCAAAGAAAGCUCUUCAGCUCUGGCUACAAGCAGAAGUGUUUUCACAUCAACUGACCAGUUAGCAGCGAGCAUCCAUCGGGGAAUGGAAAUUAUAGACAGCCAUCCAAGAAAUUCAGCUUUCAGGCAGUCGGCUUUUAGAUUUUCGUACAAACCUGCUGCCGAAACUCAGCCAAGCCCCGUAGUCGAAAAGUUUGAUGUUGGAGUCCAGACAAUGUCUCAUGACAGUAAUCAGGUGGAGUACAUAUGCAAGAUAUGCAAGGGAAAAACAGAACCAGAGGAGGUCAGUGGCAUUGAUGACUGCUGCUCAAACCUUCAGUUGGUGCCUGUUGAGGACUCAGGCUCUGCUGAAAAGUCCAAAAUGCUAGUCCCCAAAGUGGUAAGUGGCAUUGAUGACUGCUACUCAAACCAUCAAUUGGUACCUGUUGAGGGCUCAGGCUCCGCCGAAAAGUCCAAAAUGCUAGUUCCCAAAGCAGUGGAGAAGGUAUUAGCUGGAGCUAUCAGAAGAGAGAUGGCUCUUGAAGAGUACUGUGCAAAACAGAAUUCAGAAAUUAGGCAGCUUAACCGUCUGGUGCAACAAUACAAGCAUGAGAGGGAAUGCAAUGCUAUCAUUAGUCAGACAAAGGAGGACAAAAUUCUCCGUCUUGAGAGCCUUAUGGAUGGUGUCCUACCUACAGAGGAAUUCGUGGAGGAAGAGUUUGCAUCACUCAUGCACGAGCACAAGCUUCUCAAGGACAAGUGUGAUAACCAUCCUGAAGUCUCGAGGCUGAACAUUGAGCUGAAAAGAGCCCAGGAAGAGCUGCAAAACUACCGGAAUUUCUGUGAUCUAGGUGAAAGAGAAGUGCUUUUGGAGGAACUUCAAGACUUGAGAAGCCAGCUACAGUUUUAUGUAGACUCCUCAUCAGCAUCUGCUCUUAAAAGGAGAUCUGUAUUGCAGCUCACGUAUCUCAAUGAACAACAGCCCAAUCUUGGCACAAUCCCAGAGUCUACAGAGGAUGGUGCUGAAGAGAAGCCCGAGUCUAGUGAAGAUGGUGCAGAAGAAAAGCUCGAACAAGAGAGAGCUCGCUGGACUGAAGCUGAGAGCAAGUGGAUCUCCCUUGCUGAAGAGCUGAGGGCAGAACUCGAUGCCAGCAGGACUCUAUCCGACAAACAGAAGAUCGAGCUGGACAUCGAGAAGAAGUGCACUGAAGAGCUUAAAGAAGCCAUGCAAAUGGCCAUGGAAGGGCAUGCUCGGAUGCUUGAGCAAUAUGCAGACCUCGAGGAGAAACAUAUUUUACUUCUUGCAAGGCACCGGGACAUCCGGGAUGGAAUUGAGAACGUCAAGAAAGCAGCAGCUAGAGCUGGGGUGAAGGGUGCCGAGUCUAAGUUCAUCAACUCACUCGCUGCAGAAAUUUCAGCGUUGAGAGUGGAAAGAGAGAAAGAGCGGAGAUACUACAGAGAAGAAAUCAAAGGGCUUCAGGCUCAACUCAGAGACACUGCCACUGCUGUACAAGCUGCUGGGGAGUUACUGGUGCGACUCAGAGAAGCUGAAGAAGCUGUCGCUGUUGCUCAGGAACGUGCUAUGGGGGCAGAGCUGGAAGCUGCAAAUGCGGCCAAGAAGAUCAAGAAGUUGAAGACCAAACACGAAGAAGAGAUCGGGUCCUGGAAGAUGCUUAUUGCCGAGUCACGUCUACCGAAAGAGGCCAUACCUCCACCAGACUUGCCGGAGUGCUCUCCUUCCGCGGCUAAAUACAAUGAAGGUGCAGAAUGGAGAGAGGCCAUACCACCGCCAGACUUGCCGGAGUGCUCUCCUUCCGCGGCUAAAUACGACGAAGGUGAGGAAUGGAGAGAGGAGUUUGAGCCAUCGUCGUGGUUCUCGGGGUACGAUCGUUGCAACAUAUGAACAAGGAGAGAAGCAGAGAUCAAAACUAUUUUGCAGCAUUGUUCAAAGGGGGUCAGUCCAGUGUGUAUAUUGUGUAGUAGAAUAGAUAAUGCAUCAGUCUUGCCUUGUAUGUUUGUUGUUUACUUAGUUAAUAGUCGUUGUUAUUGGUUGCUGGUGGUGGUUACUUCUCCUCACCAUUCUGCGAGGAUUUUGUGACCGACCAACUACAGAAGAACAUUGUCACUCUUACUGUAUUGCAAGUUCCAAACAAGAUUCUCUCUGAUAAUGCACAUACUUUUACAAUUUACAAACAAGAUUCUAUCUGUAACUAUUUUUCCUGAUUUUCUUGCUAGAAAGAUCACAACUCCCCUUUCGGCAUGCACCCUUUCGCGAUCAAAAUUUAGCAUACUAUGUUAUCAAAAAUUACGUCAAAUGACAACCAUGGAAAGAAGAUACCCA